UAGUUGGAGGCCGCUGAUAUAAAAUAAUUACUUUGUUUUUACCCCACACUUUUAUUUUGUGAGCAGUUACAACUUCCGCUUGUUCGCGUCCACGUGUCACGUGACUCCAGUUCCCCUGGAUACGGGAAAGCGUCUAGCUGCGAGGAAAGGAUGGAUGUGUAGUAGUUCAAGGGACGUUUCAGUGCGGUGUUUUAUACAGUUAGAACGUCAAACUAUCAUGGCCAUUUGUCGGGGAAGCGUCUCUGUCGUCCCAACAACGACUUUAUCAACUUUUAAUACCUCCAACUUUAUGUUUUAGCCGCGCCGCUCUGCUGAUCUUUCUUAGCAUGGACGAUAAGGAUUAGUUAGCCUCAGCAUCACCCCAGUGACCACACCUCCUGGUGACAGUGUGGCUGCAGGUUUCUGAGCAAACAUGGGGAAGCUGCAGAGCAAGUUUCGCAAGAGGUCUGAGCUGUACAGAUCACCUCAAGGGGAGAAGGCUGAGAACACCUUUGACAGUCAGGUGUUACAGUAUGAACCUGCCCACUAUGGAUCCAUCAACACUGUGACCAAUCUCAGCCCAGACCUGUGUGUUUCUGGUGGCAGUGACCAGGCCGUUGUGGUGUACGACUGGAAACAAGGCCAGAUGUGUCAGUCCUUCCAGGGUCACAACAGAGAGGUUACCAAGGUGCUUUGUUAUCCCGGCAGUACAUGGAUCUUUAGUGCCUCGCGGGACAAAACCGUUCUCAUGUGGGACCUGAACCAGGGAGACGAACCGAUUCAGGAGUUUUGUGGACAUGAGCUGGUUGUCAAUGGAAUCGCUAUCAGCCCUGAUGGAAGAAAACUUUGCACUGGCUCUCGGGACAACUGGAUGUGCCUGUGGGAUAUAGAAUCUGCAAAGUGUGAACACAGACAUAACAUCUCGAGAAACCUGGUGACUCAUGUAUGUUGGGUGCCAGCUAGCUUUUCUGUAGUCCAGACCUCAGAGGAUAAAACUAUAAGGGUGUGGGAUAGCCGUUCGUGGCAGGUGACCAACACCUUUCCAGCUAAGCAGUAUAUACAGACUCACUGUGAUGUCUCUCCAAAUGGGAACUACUUGGUGUCCAGCAGCAACGGCUUUGGAGGCCAGGGUUGUGAAGCCACGCUCUGGGACUUGCGUCAGCCUGGCUGUAAAGUUGUGGAGUACAGAGGUCACCUGCAGACCACAGCCUGCUGCACAUUUCUACCUGUGUUUUCUGGUGGCUCGGCUCAGAUAGCAACAUCCUCCCACGACUGUUCGGUCAAAAUCUGGGAUCAGAAUACAGCAGUCUGUUUAGGGACAUUGUCCGUGGAUGGUGCUGGUCCUCUGGUUUCUUUGACUCCCACCGAUACCAACAGUUUGCUGUGUGCCAGCUUCAACGCCGGUCUCCAACAUAUCCAGCUGGACCAAGGGUCCCUCCAGGCGCAGGGUUCUGGUGCUAGUUCAGGUGGUGCUGGAAGUCUGAAUAUGAGAGUUGUGGCACGAUUCUGACAGCACCAAAGCAUAUAAUGGGACUUAAAUGGACAUCAAGGCAUUCAGAGAGCAGUAACGACAUACUUCCUUUUUAAAAACCUUUUUUAUGUCAUCAUUUAAUGAUUUUACCGGCAUUUGUGCUUUACCAACCUGCCAUACCAAGAAAAUGCCAGAAGAGCGAUGGAUGGGAAAGGUGAGCAAGUGAUGUGUGAAGUCUGUAGUUUAAAUCUACAGUGCAGUGCAAAAAUGAUCAACUACUUUACAACAACUAGUCGUUGUAAAGUUGUCACUUUACAGCUACAAACCGUAGUGUGUUUUAUUGGGAUUUUACUUAAUAAGGUGACACAACAAAGUUUUGUUAAAGUUAGUCAUUUCAGUUUAUUUGAGAAAAAUACUUUUAUUAUGUUUGUAUUAUUUGUUUGUGUCGAAAUGUUAGAACUAGAGAAUAUUGAAAAUGCCAGCUCAUAUGAACUUAUUUUGUUCUUGUAUAGAAAAGGUUUCCUGUUGAUACAGAUUCUUAGAUUUUUACUUUAAGAUGCGCAUAGUUAUUAGCCAUAACAUUUGAAUUUUUAAGCAACUAUGCAAAAUACCAGUAACUGACUUUUUUUUGAUCAACUGAACAUGAAGGGAAAAUGUGCAAGUAUAAAAAUGAAGAUGUUGUACAGUCUUUUCAGAUGCUUGCUUCACAUAUUCGUUAUUAGAAAUCUAAAGCCUAUUAGACCAGGCAUGCAGUAAAUUAAUUUAAACUUCUCUCAUGUUUGAACUGUACACCUGAUCCUCCUACUAAUGCCAUCUUAAACAGGUGAAACAAACUUGUUGCACCAACAUAACCAGGUGGAGAAACUGAGGAAGCAGCAAGAAAACUCUGCAUGUCUUUGUCUAAAGCCGCAGCAAUCAGAGAAGCUUCCGACUUCUAAUUAUUUCUCAGGGAUUAGAAAUAAUAACCGUAUUAGAAUUUACUGAUUUUUUUUGUUAGUUCGCUCACUUGCCAGUUUAAGCAUCACAUUGAUUUUGUUUGUACUAAUUCUUAAAUCACUCACUGAUUUUGUGUUUGAUACCAGCUGGUAAAAAUAAAAUCAACUUAUAAAGAUAAUUAUUUGUAAAAUGUAUUUCAUGUCAACUUGUUUUUUUGCCAUUGUAAUUUUACUUUUAUUACAACAAUUUUUCAACAAAUGUUCUGUAGACACCUGCUAGAAACUUGUAACCAUCUAGUUAUUUUGAUUUUUGGUUUCACUUUUGUUGAGCGCUUUGCAUCAUGUAAUAUGUCAGUCACAAUAACCACAUUUUCUUCAAUCUGUGGAACCUUUCAACGCAAAUAUCAAUUUUGUCGCACUAACACAUUAUGUAUUAUCGCCCCCUACUGUCAGAAAAAUGUAAUAUCUUAAAACCACCUUUGGUAUUAUAACUAUGCAGGAGCAUCUCAAUAAACUAGAAUUUUGUAAACAG
Molecule: messenger RNA, 2917 nt
Organism: Poecilia latipinna (sailfin molly)
Lineage: Eukaryota; Metazoa; Chordata; Actinopteri; Cyprinodontiformes; Poeciliidae
Gene: wdr31
Product: WD repeat domain 31
Exons: 10
Coding region: 413-1489 (358 amino acids)
Molecular function (GO): protein binding
Source: RefSeq, a predicted model, not a curated record